UAUUAGUAAUAAUUUUUUAAAUAUAAUAAUUUUAUUUCGUAAUUUCAUUUUUAUACAAAAUGUAUACAUCUUUUAGGACGUAAUUAUCUCAUUGUCAAUAUCGAUUUGUUUCUUAUAACAAUAUGUUUACCAAAGUGUUUUAAUUUUGUGUUUAAGAUAAGCACAUAUUAUGUAAUGGAAUAUACAAAUAAAAAUUAAAAUUAAGUAAAUGUUAUAUAUAUGUGUGGUUACUAAUUGAUAAUUUAAUAAUAUGUUGAGAUAAUUAAAAAAUUUAGAUAAAUCAAAUUAUAAGUAAAAAAUGUUCUAUAGACAUUUUCGCGCGCUUUUGAAGCGAUCGCUUGUAUCUUGUAAUAAGCUAGUGUCAAUCUCUGUUUUAUAAUUGUAGAAAUGAUCAAAUAAUUGAACAAAACAUUUUAAGUUCAAUUUAAUUCAUCUUACAACGUAUUUAACAACGUUCAAACAAAUAUGAGUUUAUGGGUGGAUAAAUAUCGUCCGACAACACUCGGAAAAUUAGAUUAUCAUCAAGAACAAGCCGAAUACUUGAGAAAUAUGGUAAAAAAAGGUGAUUUUCCUCAUUUAUUAGUAUAUGGACCAUCAGGUGCAGGAAAGAAAACUCGUAUAUUAUGUAUCCUAAAAGAAUUAUAUGGAAAUGGAGUUGAGAAGCUGAGGAUGGAAUCAAUGGCAUUUGAAACACCAUCCAAAAAGAAAUUAGAGAUAACGACAAUAAGUAGCAAUUAUCAUAUUGAGGUAAAUCCUAGUGAUGUUGGUAUUUAUGAUAGAGUUGUGGUAAUGGAUUUGGUAAAAACAACUGCUCAAACUCAUCAAAUAGAUCCAAGUGGACAAAGAGAAUUUAAAGUGGUACUGUUAACUAAUGUGGACCAACUUACAAAAGAUGCACAACAUGCUCUUCGAAGAACAAUGGAAAAGUAUGUUGCUACCUGCAGAAUAAUACUUUGUGCAAAUUCAACAUCACGUGUUUUACCAGCUAUUAAAUCACGAUGUUUGGGAAUUAGAGUACCAGCUCCAUCAAUAUCAGAUAUAAAAAGUAUUUUACAUUCAAUUUGUAAACGUGAAGGUUUAACUUUGCCAAAUGAAUUAGGUAUUAGAGUAGCUGAAGCUAGUGGUAGAAAUCUUAGAAGAGCAAUAUUAAUGCUUGAAGCUUGUAGGGUGGAGCAGUACCCAUUUACUGCAGAUCAAAAUAUCGCAGAACCAGACUGGCAAGUAUAUAUUCGUAAUACAGCCAAUAUGAUGGUCAGUGAACAAAGUCCAAAAAAACUUCUUGAAAUAAGAAAUAGACUUUAUGAAUUAUUGACCCAUGCUAUACCAUGUGAUUUAAUAUUUAAAGGCCUAUUACAAGAAUGUAUAAAGAAUUGCGAUCUUCAACUGAAAAUUGAAAUUGCGACCGUCGCGGCUGAAUAUGAGCAUAAAAUGCAUAGGGGAUCUAAACCGAUUUUUCAUUUAGAAGCAUUCGUUGCACGGUUUAUGGCAAUUUAUAAAAAAUUUAUUGAUUCAACUCUUGAAGACUUUAUGUAAUAUAUUAAUUUAUGUAUUUACAUGUGCUCAAAAUACAAACUUCUUAAAUAAGUUCUUAUAUUUUUAA
Molecule: messenger RNA, 1600 nt
Organism: Megachile rotundata (alfalfa leafcutting bee)
Lineage: Eukaryota; Metazoa; Arthropoda; Insecta; Hymenoptera; Megachilidae
Gene: RfC38
Product: replication factor C subunit RfC38
Biological process (GO): DNA repair; DNA-templated DNA replication
Cellular component (GO): DNA replication factor C complex; nucleus
Molecular function (GO): DNA binding; DNA clamp loader activity
Source: RefSeq, a predicted model, not a curated record